Messenger RNA from Phytophthora infestans T30-4, 300 nucleotides. RefSeq lists its product as uncharacterized. The coding region runs from base 1 to 300 and encodes 99 amino acids. Gene Ontology annotation, molecular function: protein binding. The transcript is spliced from 3 exons. The record is from RefSeq and is a predicted model, not a curated record. Lineage: Eukaryota; Oomycota; Peronosporomycetes; Peronosporales; Peronosporaceae.
AUGGAUCACGACAAAUCCGAGGUGGCGCUGGAGGUUUUUGCAUCGAUCCAAAGCUCCAACGGCUCGGGACUGUCGACAGAUGUGGCAAAGAUGCUAGUGAUGACGCUCACUAGCGCGCAGAAACUCGAUAAAGCGGUGCAGGUGCUGAAUCUCUGCAUCAAGCGGAAAGUCUCGCUGGCAACACCACCAAUUGCGGAGCUCUUGCAAGCCUGCUACAAGUUCGGCAAAUUUGAUACUGUAUUUAAGAUCUUUGCCCUAUACGGGCACUUCAAUUUGCCCGAGUACAAAGUAAUUGGCUGA